AAAAAAAUUACACAUACCUUUUUUUGAUUAAAUAAAAAUGACUGUUACUGAUUCUUUCCCUUUGGGCUACUUUUACAUUAUUUCCAAGUUUAACGGCUUAGCUUUAGACAUUGAUAAAACCGAGCCCAUCGAAGCUGGUUCUAAGGUUGUUACCGCUGUUAAAAUUGAAGACAGACAAUUAAGAGAUAGUCAACUCUGGAUUCACCAAAAUGGUUUCCUUACAAAUAAACUCGGUGGUCUUGUUCUCGAUAUUGGGCGUUCCAAGUCCUUCAUGGCCAUCUUUUCUGGUGAAGAACACGUCUAUGUUGACAAUAUGAAGCACGAAAACGAUGCUAGGGAUCAGCGUUUUGGUUACUCCAGUGAACACGGCCAUAUCUACACCCUCUUUGAGACAAACGAUGUUGUGGAUAUUCGCAAGAAGAAGGAGGAACCUGGAGCUGCUAUCAUGAUUUACCACAAGGCUGAAAAUGUCGAGGAAGGUAUCAACCAACUCUGGGAUCUUCAAUUGGCUGAUCCUCCACGUGUUCUCGAUUCCUCCGACGAUGAAGAAGAUGAUGAUAAAUGCGCUCGUCUUCGUUCCUGGUUCGGUAACUGGGGUGGUUGGGGUAAGGACGAUAAAGAAGCUGUCUUGAAGGAAAAGGAGUUGAAGGCUGCGCAUGAAAAGGUCUACGAAAAGAACAAGUCUCAUUUAAGUUAUGAAGUCAUUGCCGGUGCCGUUGCUGUGCAAGCUGUAAAGAUGUACAUGGACCAAAAGGAAGAAGCAGGCGAGGAUAUCCAUUUCAAGGGUGCUAAACAAGCUAUUGCUGGCUAUGCUGCUACUGAAAUGGUAAAGAUGUUCAUGGAACGUGGUACUGAUGAUGAUGAUGAGGACGAUGAUGAAGAGCAAAAGGAAAAGAAGAAAUCCGUACUUCAAAACAUGGCUGUUUCCGCUGCUCAAAACUACUUUGAUAUGAAGAAAUAAAGCCUAUUUGUAAUCCUGUUUAAUCUUUCUAAAUACCACGUCUUGUUAAUAGAUCACAUUAAUAAUAAAAAAACUAUUAGAAGAGUGUCGGACACAAACGCCAUUGAAUUGUAUUUACGACUAAUGAAAAACAAUUGAUGAACGUGGCUUUUUUUCGGUUUCUUUACAUUAAAAACAGCUCCAUUGAUCCUUGACCUAUUUUACCCAACAAAUCCCUCUAUUUUUGUGAGUUUCCGUUUGCUUUGGCUUGUGUCCUGCGAAGUACGACCCUAAACCAAUCUUUUUCGGAUAAUUUUAUCAAAGUAGCCUUGAACAUGUC
Molecule: messenger RNA, 1280 nt
Organism: Mucor mucedo
Lineage: Eukaryota; Fungi; Mucoromycota; Mucoromycetes; Mucorales; Mucoraceae
Exons: 6
Coding region: 38-961 (307 amino acids)
Source: RefSeq, a predicted model, not a curated record